This is a messenger RNA of Sclerotinia borealis F-4128, 1059 nucleotides long. Lineage: Eukaryota; Fungi; Ascomycota; Leotiomycetes; Helotiales; Sclerotiniaceae. The record is from the annotation of a GenBank genome assembly.
AUGGCUAAAUCCCAAGCUGCAAACGGGGUAUCCAAGAUUCCAAACAAAGGCUUGUACAGCAGAAUAUCAUACCUCUACCAAGCAGCGACUUAUCUGGCUGUGCAGGAAAAUGAAAGUCAGAAGCAACCAAGCAAGGAAGCUGACUCGGAUUAUUUGAAAGAGAACGUAAUGCAGUGUGAAUCGAAGAUCGAAGCAAGUCUCAUUGAGUCAUGUCAACCUCUCUCCCGUCGAUUGGUAUCAGAUCUCCGCUCAGUAUCUCUGAAAGGUUUAAUACGCAUGUCCCCCGAUAUGAAGCAUUCUAUCUGUAAGAAGUGUCAAACAUUGCUGAUGGAGGGAACGACAUGUACUGCUCAGGUCGAGAACCAAAGUAAGGGCGGAAAGAAACCCUGGGCUGAUGUACUGAAAGGCAGCCAAGGAGACCACGCAGAUCAACUCAAGAAGCUCAAGCUAGCAUACAUCCUUCAUAAACUCUCAAGUUUAGUGGCAAUAAAGAACCCAUCAGCAAAGAGAAGUUUUGCCAUGAACAGCUUCGUUUUUUGUGCCGUUUUGGACGCUACGCUAGACGAUAAGAGAGUCAGCAAGCUAAUCCACGAGUAUGCGCUGAAAGAAGCCACGGAGAACUUCAGACGUGGAGAGCUCAACAUUCCGCGGAUGAUAAAUUCAGCGCAAGAAAUAGUGGAUAUACUUCAGAAUGAUGGUUGGGAAGACCGUUACCUCAAUCAUCUUAGAGCCGAAUUAGGGAGAGUCGCAGGUUGCGGGUUGGGAGGGGUGUAUGCAUUGGGAGUGGCCGCCGAAAUUGAGAAAGUCAAGCAGGAGAAAGAGGAAAGACAAGCAAGGAGCGUUAUUAAGACCAAAGUGCGAGACGAAGGCGGGGUAAGAGUAAAGAUGGAAGAGCCGAUAGUGCCUCAACGCCUACGUUCGAGAUCAUCUACUUUAAGAGCAUCUAGCUCCGACGAGCAUCAAGUGGUUAUCAAGGCCGAGCCUUCGACACCUUCGAUGCUACCGAUGGAAGCGGAAGAACGAAGCAAAGGCGAAGAGAGAAACAAAAGAAGACGAUGA